Molecule: messenger RNA, 885 nt
Organism: Cutaneotrichosporon oleaginosum
Lineage: Eukaryota; Fungi; Basidiomycota; Tremellomycetes; Trichosporonales; Trichosporonaceae
Biological process (GO): dephosphorylation
Cellular component (GO): cytoplasm
Molecular function (GO): protein tyrosine phosphatase activity
Source: RefSeq, a predicted model, not a curated record
AUGUCGGCAUCCGUGCCCAAUCUCCGUAUGGUCUCAGCGACGGUCAGUGGACACGUGAUCAAAACGUCCGAAUCGCAUCCCAUCAUUAUCUCACCCUUUAUCCCAACCGAAAUCCUCGCGACCCUUGGCAAGUACCUGGUCAUGAUCCCUACCGAGACCACAAAGCCGCUCGUCCUCACGUCGGAUAUUGACGUGCCUUCGCUUCUUCUUGCAUGUGCUCCGCCGAAUCAGUGCCCGAGCGAAGCUGGCCUCGUCGGCAUAACCUCGCAGCCGACUCGUCUUGGCAACCUCCUGCUUAGCUCGUGCCCUGGCAAACGUCUGCGCAUGGACGGUCCUGUCAAGGGCCGUGGACCGGUGUGCCGCGAUCUGCGUGCUGACAUGCGCCGCAUCAAAGGCGAGGGUGUCGGGGCCAUUGUCUGUUGCCUCGAUGAUGAGGAGCUUGCCCUCCUAGGCGUCCCUUGGGACUACUAUCGUGAAGUUGCGUCUGACAUUGGGCUCGACAUUAUCCGCUUGCCGAUGCCUGAUGGUUUCACGCCUGUCUCGCUUCAGCUCUUUGAUGCCCAGGUGUCGCUCAUUGCUCAGAGGUACACUCUUCAGGGUAUCAACGUCCUUGUCCACUGCCGCGGUGGCAUUGGCCGUGCAGGUCUGACUGCGUGUGCGUGGGCGAUCAAGAUGGGCUUUGUUCAGCCUCAUCCUUCGCUCGCUUCAACAAUCAACAAGUCAGAGGCAAUCUCACCGUACGAGCGGCAGAUUGUUAUGUCGAUCGUCGAGCGCGUCAUCGCUAUGAUUCGCUCGAGACGUGGUCUCAAGGCGAUUGAGAGCAUGGAGCAAGUGCAGUUCCUCUCGACUUACGUCACAUGGCUCCGGGAGUGCACCACUGCAUAG